Molecule: messenger RNA, 1626 nt
Organism: Solenopsis invicta (red fire ant)
Lineage: Eukaryota; Metazoa; Arthropoda; Insecta; Hymenoptera; Formicidae
Product: farnesyl pyrophosphate synthase-like
Exons: 2
Coding region: 418-1626 (402 amino acids)
Biological process (GO): trans, trans-farnesyl diphosphate biosynthetic process
Cellular component (GO): cytoplasm
Molecular function (GO): dimethylallyltranstransferase activity; (2E,6E)-farnesyl diphosphate synthase activity
Source: RefSeq, a predicted model, not a curated record
CUCUCGUGGUCCCGCCGUUUCCGGUCCCGGACGAUCGACUCCAACGCGUCUCUACGCCUAACGUGCGCUCUCGCGUCGGCGAUCGGAUGGGUUAGGAGGAGCGGAGACGGAGCAGGGCGCAUUUACACCAAAACCAAAGACAGUAACGUAUACCAAAUAGGCAUUUAUUAACGAAUACCGCACCAAUCGACAAAAAAAACAAAAAUAAACAACAAAAAAAAAACGAUAUCCAUUUGGGUCCGGGCGGCCGAUAGCCGCGGCAAGAGAAAGGAAGGGGUCCGACUGGCUUUCCCCCAAACAAAAAAACAAAAGGGCGAGUCAAGCGCAAAUAAAAGGAAAAACCCGACUGGUCGUCUGGCACGGUGGGCACUCGAGCUCCUCGAAUAUGAUUAUGUAAUCGAGCAUAGGAAGGGUGCGAUGCACCACGUGCCGGACGCACUGUCACGACUUUACGAGGAUGAGGACACCGACUUUUGCGCCGCUAUCGUGACGAAUGACGCGUGGUAUAACUCGAGGGUCGAGGAAAUAACACGCCACCCGCGACGUUACCAGAAUGGCGAAUAUUUAACGGCGAAAUGUACUUUAGAGAUUGUUACAAAAAUGGCCAAUAUAAUGAAAUGGAUGAAAAAUGAGAAGAAGGAAAUGAUGGCAGUAUGGCCAGAAAUUGUUGAAGAUCUUACAAAUUUAAGUGAGAAUACCGUCGUAAACGAAAAAAUGAAAAAAAUAUUAGAAUACAACGUUCUUGGCGUUAAGCUAUUUAGAGCGUUAAUUUUAGUAUACACCUUCCAAUUAAUAGCAAAGGAACAUAUAAAAAAAAAUAUGUGUAUACGGUUAAUACGCAUCGUAGCUUGGUGUUUAGAACUGAUGCAAGCUGCUUGCCUUGUGAUUGAUGAUUUGCAAGAUCAGGCAUUACUUCGGCGAGGAAAGCCGUGUUGGUACCGAUGUGAGAAAAUUGGAAUAACAGCAAUAACAGAUGCUCUAAAGCUGGAAUAUUCAACAAAUUAUUUAAUAAAAAAACAUUUGAAAGAAAAAAAAUGUUACAUAGAUCUUAUGGAAAUGUUCAACGAAAUUAAACUCAAAACAGUAAAUGGCCAGUUAUUAGACUUGGAGUUAUCCAACAAUAUGAAGAAAAAGCCAAAUUUGGAAUUAUUCACAAUGGACCAAUAUAAUUAUAUUGCUACACACAAGACGGCCUAUUAUUCUAUCUUUUUGCCAAUAACAAUAGCAAUGCGUUUGGCUGGAAUAAAAGACCAAAAGAAUUUUAUGCAAGCAAAAUCAAUUUCAUUAGAAAUAGGACGUUUGUUUCAAAUCCAAGAUGACUUCUUGGAUUGCUUUGGAGAUUCAAAAGUCAAUGGCAAAGACGGUACUGAUAUUCAGGAUGGAAAAUGCACAUGGUUUGUGGCUCUCCAACGAGCUACUCCGGAACAGCGUAAAAUUUUAGAAGAAUGUUACGGCUUUUGGGAUUCAAAAAAAGUGCAACGUGUAAAACAACUGAUAAGAAAUGUCUCCCUCCUCGAUACCAGCGCCGCGCCCGGUAGCAUAGGCGAGAUAGAGCCGCGUGGGAUGGCGACGCUACGCCUCCGCACGCCGAUGCCAGGGACUUCGUCGCCCGACUCGAACACGUGA